ACAUGAGACUUAUAAAUACUUCUACAGAAGCUCAUUUACAUGUACAUGGCGUUAGCAGACAGGUGCCUAUGCAAACAUGUAACUGACCACCAAAAAUCCUGAGGCACAUAUUUGAGAAUCCUACUGAAACACAGGCAUGCAGUAUUCACAUAACAUAUCUGAUAGACCUUGCAACACACACUCUACCACAAUAGCAUAUGGUGGGAAACAGAAGAUCAGACAGGGCUGGUGACAGCAGCGGAGCAAUGUCUCAAGCUUGGAAUGCCUCUGUUACAUCAGAAUUGCCCCCUGGGGGAAUCAUUGUGCCUGUGGUGUUCUCCUUGAUAUUUGCUCUAGGCACAGUAGGAAAUGGAUUAGUCUUGGUUGUGCUCCUGAGGAAUGGCCAGACUAAGUACAACACAACCAACCUCUUUAUUCUAAACCUAGGAGUGGCAGACUUAUGUUUUAUACUACUAUGCGUCCCUUUCCAGGCCACCAUAUACACCCUGGAUGGAUGGUUAUUUGGAGCUUUCCUCUGUAAAGCAGUUCACUUCUCCAUCUACUUGUCAAUGUAUGCCAGCAGUUUUACCUUGGCUGCCGUCUCAGUUGACAGGUACUUAGCUAUCCGCUACCCACUGAAAUCCAGAGACCUCCGUACCUCUAGAAAUGCCCUUGCAGCUAUUGCAGUUAUAUGGGCCCUUUCUAUCCUGUUUGCUGGCCCUUAUCUAAGCUACUACCAUAUUAUUCUCUAUAAUCAAGUACCCAUUUGUAUUCCUAACUGGGAAGAUCGUAAGAGGAAGAUAAUGGAUGUGUCUACUUUUGUUUUUGGCUACCUACUCCCUGUGCUUAUUCUUGGUCUCUCCUAUGCCAGAACCAUCUGCUUCCUGUGGACUUCAGUGGACCCUGUGAAGACGGUGUCUGAAUCCAGAAAGGCCAAGCAUAAAGUAACCAAAAUGAUUAUCAUAGUAGCUGUGUUGUUCUGUAUUUGCUGGCUACCUCACCACUUAGUCAUCCUGUGCUUCUGGUUUGGACACUUUCCCUUCAAUAGAGCUACGUAUGCCUUCCGCCUGGUCUCUCACUGUAUGUCCUAUGCUAAUUCUUGCCUCAAUCCAAUUGUGUAUGCCCUUAUCUCUAAGCACUUCCGUAAGCGAUUUAAACAAGUUUUUACAUGUAUGCUGACUCAAAAACGUGCACGCAAUAAGGUUCAUGCAGUGCAAACUGCCAAUACUGUAGCUGGUUUUUAUGCUGGACACACAGAGGUCACCCAAGUUCAAGAGGAGACUGCUCGUGGUGGAAGAGCAGCAAGAGAUGAAGUUAUUGAGGGUCUUAGUACAGAAGAGUCAACAAGUCACAAGGUAAUUGGUGGAAGCUGGGGAACACGUUUGCCCAAGGCUGUUGGCUUUAAAACGGAAACAACAUAGACCUGAGAAAGAAAAAAGCAUACCAAAUGGAGUCUCUCAAGCAGUAUGACAAAAGAAGUUAACAAAUCCCUGCUAGUAGCUGAUCA
Messenger RNA from Nanorana parkeri, 1486 nucleotides. Its product is annotated as galanin receptor type 2-like. Lineage: Eukaryota; Metazoa; Chordata; Amphibia; Anura; Dicroglossidae. The coding region runs from base 198 to 1400 and encodes 400 amino acids. Gene Ontology annotation, molecular function: G protein-coupled receptor activity. Gene Ontology annotation, biological process: G protein-coupled receptor signaling pathway. Gene Ontology annotation, cellular component: membrane. The transcript has 3 exons. The record is from RefSeq and is a predicted model, not a curated record.